AUGAAGUCAACUGUAUCUGCAAAUGAAACAGGAAUUGAGGAAAGAAUUCAAGAAGAGGAAGAAGAAAUGAAACGACUGGGAGAAAAGGGAGAAACGACAUAUAUGGAAGCUUCAGUAUCACCAUCAGCUGGCACUGGGCUGCCUGGUCUUGGUCUAUCGAUGACACCCUUCUCUAUACCUGAAUCUUCAGUGUCGAUGAAGUCAACUGUAUCUGCAAAUGAAACAGGCAUUGAAGGAAGAAUUCAAGAAGAGGAAGAAGAACAGGAAUACAAAAAAUUGGGCGAAAAAGGAGAAACGACAUAUAUGGAAGCUUCAGUAUCACCAUCAGCUGGCACUGGGCUGCCUGGUCUUGGUCUAUCGAUGACACCCUUCUCUAUACCUGAAUCUUCAGUGUCGAUGAAGUCAACUGUAUCUGCAAAUGAAACAGGCAUUGAAACAGGAAUUGAGGAAAGAAUUCAAGAAGAGGAAGAAGAAAUGAAAAGACUGGGAGAAAAGGGAGAAACGACAUAUAUGGAAGCUUCAGUAUCACCAUCAGCUGGCACUGGGCUGCCUGGUCUUGGUCUAUCGAUGACACCCUUCUCUAUACCUGAAUCUUCAGUGUCGAUGAAGUCAACUGUAUCUGCAAAUGAAACAGGCAUUGAAGGAAGAAUUCAAGAAGAGGAAGAAGAGGAGGAAUACAAAAAAUUGGGUGAAAAAGGAGAAACGACAUAUAUGGAAGCUUCAGUAUCACCAUCAGCUGGCACUGGGCUGCCUGGUCUUGGUCUAUCGAUGACACCUUUCUCUAUACCUGAAUCUUCAGUGUCGAUGAAGUCAACUGUAUCUGCAAAUGAAACAGGAAUUGAGGAAAGAAUUCAAGAAGAGGAAGAAGAAAUGAAAAGACUGGGAGAAAAGGGAGAAACGACAUAUAUGGAAGCUUCAGUAUCACCAUCAGCUGGCACUGGGCUGCCUGGUCUUGGUCUAUCGAUGACACCCUUCUCUAUACCUGAAUCUUCAGUGUCGAUGAAGUCAACUGUAUCUGCAAAUGAAACAGGCAUUGAAGGAAGAAUUCAAGAAGAGGAAGAAGAACAGGAAUACAAAAAAUUGGGCGAAAAAGGAGAAACGACAUAUAUGGAAGCUUCAGUAUCACCAUCAGCUGGCACUGGGCUGCCUGGUCUUGGUCUAUCGAUGACACCCUUCUCUAUACCUGAAUCUUCAGUGUCGAUGAAGUCAACUGUAUCUGCAAAUGAAACAGGCAUUGAAGGAAGAAUUCAAGAAGAGGAAGAAGAACAGGAAUACAAAAAAUUGGGCGAAAAAGGAGAAACGACAUAUAUGGAAGCUUCAGUAUCACCAUCAGCUGGCACUGGGCUGCCUGGUCUUGGUCUAUCGAUGACACCCUUCUCUAUACCUGAAUCUUCAGUGUCGAUGAAGUCAACUGUAUCUGCAAAUGAAACAGGCAUUGAAGGAAGAAUUCAAGAAGAGGAAGAAGAACAGGAAUACAAAAAACUGGGCGAAAAAGGAGAAACGACAUAUAUGGAAGCUUCAGUAUCACCAUCAGCUGGCACUGGGCUGCCUGGUCUUGGUCUAUCGAUGACACCCUUCUCUAUACCUGAAUCUUCAGUGUCGAUGAAGUCAACUGUAUCUGCAAAUGAAACAGGAAUUGAGGAAAGAAUUCAAGAAGAGGAAGAAGAAAUGAAACGACUGGGAGAAAAGGGAGAAACGACAUAUAUGGAAGCUUCAGUAUCACCAUCAGCUGGCACUGGGCUGCCUGGUCUUGGUCUAUCGAUGACACCCUUCUCUAUACCUGAAUCUUCAGUGUCGAUGAAGUCAACUGUAUCUGCAAAUGAAACAGGCAUUGAAGGAAGAAUUCAAGAAGAGGAAGAAGAACAGGAAUACAAAAAAUUGGGCGAAAAAGGAGAAACGACAUAUAUGGAAGCUUCAGUAUCACCAUCAACUGGCACUGGCCUGCCUGGUCUUGGUCUAUCGAUGACACCUUUCUCUAUGCCUGAAUCUUCAGUGUCGAUGAAGUCAACUGUAUCUGCAAAUGAAACAGGCACUGAAGGAAGGAUUCAAGAAGAGGAAGAAGAAAUGAAACGACUGGGAGAAAAGGGAGAAACGACAUAUAUGGAAGCUUCAGUAUCACCAUCAGCUGGCACUGGGCUGCCUGGUCUUGGUCUAUCGAUGACACCCUUCUCUAUACCUGAAUCUUCAGUGUCGAUGAAGUCAACUGUAUCUGCAAAUGAAACAGGCAUUGAAGGAAGAAUUCAAGAAGAGGAAGAAGAACAGGAAUACAAAAAUUGGCGAAAAGGAGAAACGACAUAUAUGGAAGCUUCAGUAUCACCAUCAGCUGGCACUGGGCUGCCUGGUCUUGGUCUAUCGAUGACACCCUUCUCUAUACCUGAAUCUUCAGUGUCGAUGAAGUCAACUGUAUCUGCAAAUGAAACAGGAUUGAAGGAAGAUUCAAGAAGAGGAAGAAGGGAUAACAAAAAAGGCGAAAAAGGAGAAACGACAUAUAUGGAAGCUUCAGUAUCACCAUCAGCUGGCACUGGGCUGCCUGGUCUUGGUCUAUCGAUGACACCUUUCUCUAUACCUGAAUCUUCAGUGUCGAUGAAGUCAACUGUAUCUGCAAAUGAAACAGGAAUUGAGGAAAGAAUUCAAGAAGAGGAAGAAGAAAUGAAAAGACUGGGAGAAAAGGGAGAAACGACAUAUAUGGAAGCUUCAGUAUCACCAUCAGCUGGCACUGGGCUGCCUGGUCUUGGUCUAUCGAUGACACCCUUCUCUAUACCUGAAUCUUCAGUGUCGAUGAAGUCAACUGUAUCUGCAAAUGAAACAGGCAUUGAAGGAAGAAUUCAAGAAGAGGAAGAAGAGGAGGAAUACAAAAAAUUGGGCGAAAAAGGAGAAACGACAUAUAUGGAAGCUUCAGUAUCACCAUCAGCUGGCACUGGGCUGCCUGGUCUUGGUCUAUCGAUGACACCCUUCUCUAUACCUGAAUCUUCAGUGUCGAUGAAGUCAACUGUAUCUGCAAAUGAAACAGGCAUUGAAGGAAGAAUUCAAGAAGAGGAAGAAGAGGAGGAAUACAAAAAAUUGGGCGAAAAAGGAGAAACGACAUAUAUGGAAGCUUCAGUAUCACCAUCAGCUGGCACUGGGCUGCCUGGUCUUGGUCUAUCGAUGACACCCUUCUCUAUACCUGAAUCUUCAGUGUCGAUGAAGUCAACUGUAUCUGCAAAUGAAACAGGCAUUGAAGGAAGAAUUCAAGAAGAGGAAGAAGAGGAAUGUAAAAAAUUGGGCGAAAAAGGAGAAACGACAUAUAUGGAAGCUUCAGUAUCACCAUCAGCUGGCACUGGGCUGCCUGGUCUUGGUCUAUCGAUGACACCCUUCUCUAUACCUGAAUCUUCAGUGUCGAUGAAGUCAACUGUAUCUGCAAAUGAAACAGGCAUUGAAGGAAGAUUCAAGAAGAAGAAGAACAGGAAUACAAAAACUGGGCGAAAAAGGAGAAACGACAUAUAUGGAAGCUUCAGUAUCACCAUCAGCUGGCACUGGGCUGCCUGGUCUUGGUCUAUCGAUGACACCCUUCUCUAUACCUGA
Messenger RNA from Brugia pahangi, 3561 nucleotides. The record is from the annotation of a GenBank genome assembly. Lineage: Eukaryota; Metazoa; Nematoda; Chromadorea; Rhabditida; Onchocercidae.